Messenger RNA from Cantharellus anzutake, 477 nucleotides. RefSeq lists its product as uncharacterized. Bases 1 to 477 code for a protein of 158 amino acids. The record is from RefSeq and is a predicted model, not a curated record. NCBI's taxonomy places the organism in Eukaryota, Fungi, Basidiomycota, Agaricomycetes, Cantharellales, Hydnaceae. The transcript has a single exon.
AUGUCUGUUUUGAAUGUGGAGGCACAUAACUGCACUGCGAGACCUCCUGUCCCAAUGAGAGUAAGGGUUCCUCUUGCUCGCCUCAUGGACGGCCAUUACGGUCACCAUGCAGCUCCCAUUCCUCCCCCAGGGCCUCAAGGGCCCUCAUCUUCUUUUGGUGCCAUGACAGCACCUCCUCCUCCCCAACCCAGUGAGGCACCUAACUUAGUCCCAGAGGGGUAUUUGUGGUUUGCUGAGGUGAAUCGCUCUCCCACUACUGGGACCUGGAGAAACAUCCCUAUCCCAGGCACGUUUUUCCAGGGUGACUUCUGCUUUGGUGUCACUAUCAGUGGCCAAAACUGGCCUGUGUCGGACAGUUGUAACUGCCGCCAAAAGCGGUGGAAUGACUGGGUUCACCUGUUCUUGAACUCGAUUGAAGGGUUCAAGUUCAUGGUGGACUUGAAAUGGCUCGACCAUGAAAUGAGGAAUGGGUUCUAA